Molecule: messenger RNA, 269 nt
Organism: Drosophila novamexicana
Lineage: Eukaryota; Metazoa; Arthropoda; Insecta; Diptera; Drosophilidae
Product: neuropeptide-like 4
Exons: 2
Coding region: 4-165 (53 amino acids)
Source: RefSeq, a predicted model, not a curated record
AUCAUGUUGAAGCUGGUGUUCCUGCUACUCGCUGCACUACUCGCUCUAGCUGCGGCAGUGCCAGCUCCAGUGCCUGGACCGAAGCCCGAUCCCAAUCCGCAACUCAUUUAUUCCGCAGGCUAUCCGGCCGUGGCCUAUGCUUCGCCUUAUGUCUACUAUGGCUAAAAUGACUUCGAAAUGAUGACAAUAAAGUUUUUAAAGUAAUAAAACCGCAUUUAAGAAUAUUAUCCUUUUUACACAUUUCUUUUAAGAAGUCAAAUACAAGUCAA